GUUUUUAUCAGGUUGAAUAGUAUUUGGCAAGCUCCCAGUUGGUCUUCAUUGGAAUAUGGAGGCCGUUGGAAGGUAAACAAAUAACUUAUUUUGGUCUUGUUCACGUCUCUUCAUGGUAUAAAAGAGCGGAAAACAGGGGUAAUAUCUGUUUGUAUAUUAACUUCACGCAUGUAGACAAGAUUAAGGACUUUCGAGUAUUAGAAGACCCGGAGAUUAGGCCAUACGCAUUGUGAAAUUGAGAACAACCUUUUCAGCAUGAAGUUUCAUAAACAUUAAAAUACCGCCGUUAUUUACCAAAUGUAAUAAAACCUGAAAAGUCUUUCUUACUUAGGAUUCUCUUCCUGCUUUUAAGAAGAGUUUGUAGAAUUCAAUUUUUAAAGAACAGCUUAGCUUAAAGCAUUUUCAUAUUUAGCUCCAUUUAUGUAAAUUUGUUUUUAGAUUUUUACAUAUCAAUAUAGUUUUAGUCAUUAGAUACUGGUAUUUUAAAUUGAUUGAUUUAUUAAUUAAUUAACUGAUUCGAGGGCCACAGGCUGAGUAGCUUUUAGCUUUUUAUUGUUACCCUUACCAAAUAAAGUAUUUACUUACUUACUUACCUACCCUGCAGGUGCUGCAUUAUUUCGCAAAGGAUUUCUAUGCUCCGGUGAUAGCUUCAUCUUAUGUGGAAAGCGGGAAAUUUAAACUUUUCGUGGUGUCCGACCUAAUGAAGGUAACUGCUUCUUACAUCCUGCACGAUGAGACUAAAAGACUAAGGAACCGACCAUUUUACUUUCGAGGUGGGUAUGGGUGAUUUGGUUUGGGUAAUUUUAUUUUUCCCAAACCUCUGGUGAAAUAAUUUUUCCCUGAAAUACAAUGUUGUAAGAUUUUUUCCAGCCUUAUACGCCUUGAAAGAUAUAUUAUAUAUAGUGUGGGAAUUUUUUCCCCUAGGUAUUUCCUUGCAAGUCAGUUUGCAGGAUUUUUCUGAAAUCACCCAUAUCCGCCCUCGAAAGUCAAAUGGUUGGCCCCUAGUGUACUUUUCUAGUUACAAACGUAAAUCUUAAUUAGCAGUUUGUAUGUUACUUUUUCUGACAGUUUCUGUUUCGUUCUUUUUUUUAAAAUUGUAAUUUGAAAGAAGGAGAUUUCUAACACCAGAAAGCUCAGAAAAAAUUCCGAUUACCAGGUGAGAAUCAAACUCACGACCCUCCGAGUUCUAGUUCGGAUGCUCUAACCAGCUUCUGGAGGCUCUGUGGCGAGCAGGGUCGAAAUUGUGUUAUAACUACAACAGUGUUAUUUUAAAAUGGGUGAAUUAGCUCGUUUGGGUCUUCUGUUCCCUACAAGUCGUUCCCAGCUGCUCCCUUCGUGUCAAACUGUAUUGACUUGUAUGCAGUGAAAAUGGAUUAAAUUAAAUUAUGUGCACCUACUUAUGAAAGAGAGCCAAGAAAUUUCACUAUGGCUUUAUUUAUUUAUUUAUUUAUUUUUUCAGCCUAUCACCCAGGGUGUUGUGUCUAUUAAGGCUUGGGCCUGGUCUUCGUUCAAACCGUUGUCUACAAUGAACGUCACUUUUAACAUUGAUCCACAGUCCUCUGUGAGUAGCCAAGUUACUGAGUGAACAGAACAACGAGUUGUUUUUUAGCCUAUGUUAUAUGUCUCUAACUUACUUGUAAGUCAUGAAGAGGAAACAAAAGAAACGACCACAGUAAUUUUUAGACUGUUCACGUAUUCUCAGUACCAAACAUCAGAGUCCAUAUAAGCAUAGCUUGUUCCAAGCUCCAGGAUAGCAGGGAAGGCGAAUCUAGAAACUUUGCGCGAAAACCGCGAGGGGGCUGGGGGGAAACGGUGAUGUGGAGCUUUUCAAUACUUCAUUCCGGUAUACCAGCUGUUGGUAUCCUGUGAUUGGUCAAUUUUGACAGUUUCUGUCAACACUUAAAUCGAUCGCUUGGCUUCGAGCGCGUAGAGUGAUACAAACAUGGUGAGCCUGUGAAUCCCUUCCACACCGCACAUUUUGGCAUUUUGACAUUUGACAUUUUUGCACGAGAAACAGACUGGUGGACUGAGGUAUUUGGAAAGAUGCUUACAGGAACUCACCUUCUCUCUUCCCGCCGUUUUUCGCUCGCUUUUUCGCUGCUAGCCCGCUCUUUUCGCUCGCCUGAACUGACCGAGAGCCAGGCGCAGAUUUCUAUGGGUACGCCCCAUGACAACCUGAGCGAAUGUUACCUAUGCCACGCGACUGGUGUAGCGUUAGCUGAUAUAGUUGUUCAUUUACGCAGUCAUGUCAUUGACUUAAUUCUUUUUAGUGGCAAGUUUUCCCACCACGUUUUAAUGCCUUCUUAUGUGUGCUGCUGUUUCUAUUUCAGAAAUUUGUUUUUGCUGAUGACUUGAAGAUUCUUGUAAAAUCAAGCGGGUGUGAGAGCCCAAGACACUGUGUGUUCACCAUGACUCCCAUAGACUUCAGCACCGAGGAAGACCUCGGGCCAGCCAACGUAUUCUUCCUUUCCAAUCUAUCAGACGCUAUCGGCUUACAAGAUCCUCAGUUAAAGGUUGAAAUUCUCUGAAAGCUAAUUCUACUUAUAUUUUUAUAUACGUCUUUGUUAGUUACAUGAAGACUUUCACAUGCAUGACCCUGAGAUCUACGUAUUUUUCUAGAUUUCCAAAGUUGCCCAGUUAUCCAAGACAGAAUUUAGAGUGUCCGUUCAAGCCCAGUCUCCAGCUUGUUUUGUAUGGUUGAUGGCCAAAGACGUCCGUGGUCGUUUUUCGGAGAAUGGGUUCCUGCUAACAGAGCCUUCCAAAACGGUAUUAACUCUUCCUAUUUAUUUUUUCCUUCCACUGAGAUGUUUACCAUGCCUUUUAAAGGAGCUGUGUUAUAAAUUGAGUGACAAAUAA
Molecule: messenger RNA, 2856 nt
Organism: Porites lobata
Lineage: Eukaryota; Metazoa; Cnidaria; Anthozoa; Scleractinia; Poritidae
Source: the annotation of a GenBank genome assembly